GCAACAUUUCCCGGGAUUUUGGAGCCUAGAAAUAAACAAUAAUCGCUCACACUGCUGCAAAGCUGCUAGUUCGCUAGCCUCCAGAUCUGACUGUCAUACGCUGCUCUUGAACCCGAGCGAGAGAAGCCUCACACACUGACGUAUAGAGACGGGCCGCAGAAUGCCGCCUGUGUCUGGACUGGACACGGGUCCGCUUGAAGAAAGCUCCGGGGGUCUUAAACAUUCAGACUGCCUUUGUCCGGUCUGUCUGGACAUAUUCCUGGAGCCCGUCACUUUGCCCUGCAUGCACACCUUCUGCAAACCCUGCUUUAUGGAAACUGUGGACAAGUCCAACAUUUGCUGUCCGCUUUGCAGAAAACGCGUGUCCACUUGGGCGCGACUCAACAGCCGCAACAAGACCUUAGUGAAUGUGGAGCUGUGGAGACGCGUGCAGGAUGCUUUCCCCGCUCAGUGUGAGCGGAGAGCGCAGGGAGUCGAGGACGACGAUGAUGCUGUAACGAUUCCGAGACCUCUCGUGUGUCAGCCGGGAGAGCUGAGGAAAGAGUAUGAGGAUCAGAUCAGUAAGCUGGUGGAGGAGAAGCGAGCUCUAGAGGAAGCCGAGAGGAGAGCCAGUGAGGAGUACAUCCAGCGGCUGCUGGCUGAGGAGGAGGAGCGCAUGGCGGAGGAGAGGAGGAGACGGGAGGAGCAGCAGCUGGAGAACGAUGAGAAGCUGGCCAGACUGCUGAGCCAAGAGCUGAAUUCAGGACCAAUCUCUGAAACAUCAUGGACCGCCAAACCUACUGAUAAUACACCAGCAAAGAAGACAAAACCAAACAUUGAGAAGUUUUUGCGUCCAGUGCCUCAUAAGCAGCCGAGCAGUUCUGACAGCAGCCCAGACUCCUCUCUGAUGGCUAAUAAGGAGAACAUUCUGAGCCCUCCAAAAACCCUCUCAGCACAAUCUGUGGCGGACACAAGCAAACUGAGCACGUCUGUGCUGGACUACAGCGGGAAACCCUCCACCUCCAGCUGCUCAGAACACACGUUUGAUUUUAACAGUCCAAACAGCAGCUCGCUGAAAAGGAAGAGUUCAGAGGUCGAGCUUCAGACUGAAGCGGAUCUGCUCGAUAAGAGGCCCUGUGCCGCUCCACAGUGUGAGUCUCCUUUAGCCGACAACACGUUCCUGUCUGAAGUGGCGUGGUACGAGGAGGGCUUACAGAGCCACUGGCAGCAGGAGGAGGAGGACCGGAGACUGGCCAUGCGACUUCAGAGGGAGCUGAACCGUGAAAACACCGUGGACCGCAGGAAGGGUUCAGCCAACGGCUAUUCACUCCGGCAAAAACCCACUCCGCCUUCCACAAGCACAAACCCAGACGAGGAAAAUACGAGUAAGAACAUCAGUACGACACGGUCUGGAACAGUAGGAACGACGCCUGGGAAGAGCCUUGCAUCUUCUCCUUCAACAACCGUCCCAGCUGCUUUGAAGAAGGGGGCGAAACAGACCACCCUUACUAAGAUGUUCCCCAACCUGAGCAGCUGAACGAUGCUCUGCUGCUUUUAUCUGGUAUCUUAUUCACCCUUCAGACUCGAAACCCUUGUUAGGUGCUGUGCUGCUACUAAAGGACGUCCUGCAGCCGGUUUCCGUUGUCUUUUUCGGUUUCUGCCCAUAUGUUGCUGAUACUCCUUCAGUGCCUUUCUAGGGAGGGUCAUCCUGUGAAGUCAUGAUGAUUUCGUUUUCUGGAGCGUUUUUAUAGUCAUGACUAGCUUAGAGUUUGGAAAUGGUGUGAAUGCUGCAGAAGAAAGUCAUUUUGUAAGCAUUUGCAGGCAUUUUCACUUUGAUUGAAUAAAAGGACAGUUCGGUUUACA
Messenger RNA from Sinocyclocheilus grahami, 1842 nucleotides. RefSeq names its product E3 ubiquitin-protein ligase RNF168-like. The transcript has 8 exons. Gene Ontology annotation, biological process: double-strand break repair; protein ubiquitination. Bases 161 to 1516 code for a protein of 451 amino acids. Gene Ontology annotation, molecular function: nucleosome binding; ubiquitin-protein transferase activity. NCBI's taxonomy places the organism in Eukaryota, Metazoa, Chordata, Actinopteri, Cypriniformes, Cyprinidae. The record is from RefSeq and is a predicted model, not a curated record. Gene Ontology annotation, cellular component: site of double-strand break; nucleus.